AUGGCAUCUACAAGCAGGCGAGAUGACUACGCCAAUCCUCCCUUGCCUGACGACGACAUGAUCGACCCCGACGAUGCUGAUCUUGACGACUUUGACGACCCUCUCGGCAACACAUCGUCGCGGCAACCGCUGACAGGCAACAUCGGCUCGAGCUCCUCGUCGCGGCCGAUUAAUGAGAACGCCUGGACCUCCAGGAUACCUGGCGAAGACCGCGCUGCGCCUCAAAACACAAUCGACGAGUCGGUCUGGGACACCCUCCGCCGUGACCUGCUCGCUGUCUGGGCUAAGAUGAGGGAGGUUCUGUACCCCAAAUACCUACUUGGGGGAACCAUGUUCGAUGCUGAUGGAAUCCGGGGCGCAUACGCGAACAUUCGUGGGGCUGGGCUGUCCGGCGCCCGCGAGGAGAUCACCGGUUUGGCCAGUCGCUUCAUGGAUUCGGAGGCGCUUCUGUCGCAGAACAACAUGACGCCGGGCCUACGUGACUGGGAUCUUUGGGGUCCUCUCAUAUUCUGUCUACUCCUCAGUCUUCUUCUAAGUUUCAACGCACGAGCCGACCAAAAGGACGUUGUAUUCAGUGGGGUCUUUGCCAUGAUCUGGAUCGGAGAGGCAGUUGUGACGCUGCAGAUCAAGCUGCUGGGAGGCAGCAUCUCCUUCGCUCAAAGCGUCUGCAUCAUCGGAUACACUUUGUUUCCCUUGGUAAUCGCGGCGCUCCUCUCGGCCUUUGGCAUUCCCACUGUCGCCCGUGUUCCUGUGUACCUGUUUCUUGUCGCAUGGUCUUUGGCCGCUGGCGUAAGCAUUUUGGGCGGCAGCGGCGUGGUGAAGAACCGAGUUGGCAUCGCGCUGAACUUCUUCGACCACGACUCCCCCCAAAAGCCCAGUUGCGCCGACCACCCAACGACAUACCUCUCAUCUUUUAGAGAGGACCCACUACUUAUUUUUCUGCCUCCUGUGUGGCUCCUCAAAUUGUUACCUGCCAGUAAUUUCGGCGCUUGGCUGCUUACCACCGCCUCGCUCUACCAUCUGCAAAGUCGGGCAGAAGAAACCUCUACAUCACUUGACGACGACACCGACGACAACGAAACCGCUUUGCCUUACCAACUUAUCGCAAUGGCCGACGACUCUCAGCCCGGCAGUCCAAGGUCCGACCCGAUCGACGCAAAGGAGGACGCCGAAACCGCUGCUGCCCGCAAGGAACUGAAGCAUACGGCUAUUUCAGAGAAGCCUUUCGCGGAUGGCCCCACCGCCGAGACCACACCCUCCGGGUCGCAAAACGAGGACCAUAAGGAGCGCGUCUCGUCACCAAAGAAGAAGCGGGCGCAUGACCAGUUAGACGAAGACAACGACGUUGAUGAGGCUGACGACAAGAGCGUUGUCUCGAGUGACUCGGCUAAGGACAGGGCUUCGCGAUUGGAGCCCGAGAAGAAGAGACACAGAGACGAGGUUGCCACCCAUACUGACACUGCGGGCGAUAUUUCCGCGCCGCCAGCUGCCGCCGUCGACAAGAAGACGCAGGAAAACGUCAGAAACGAAGGCACAUCUGCGACAUCACAAGACUCUGCCAAGGACGAGAAGAAGGGAGCGUCGACCUCUGCUUUUGCUAGCUCAGGCUUUGCCAAACUGGCUGCCUCGAGUGCAUCCCCGUUCGGUUCGUUGGGAAAUGGGGCCAAGGGGAGCGUCUUCGGCGGCUCAGCAUCAAACACCUCGCCCUUUGGCGGCCCGUCGCCUUCCAAGCCUGCCGCCGCCUCCCCUGCCCCUACACCCACUCUAAGUUUUGGCGGUGCAGGCGGAGCAUCUUCGCCCUUCGCCAGCGUUAAGCCUACUGGCACGAAUGGCGGUUUUGGCUCUGCCUUUGGCAGUGCCUUUGGCGGCGGCCUGGGCAGCAAGCCCCUCACCAGCUUUUCCAAAACGGGCGAGUCUUCAUUCAAAACCGAAAGAGCAGCCAAACCAUUCGGCGCGCCCGAUAGCGACGCCGAAGAGGGCGCCGACGAUGACGCCGACGAUGACGCCGAGGCUGUUUCUGAAUCUGGCGACAAGGAGGAAAGAGAAGAGUCCGACAAGGAGGAAUCCAAGGCCGUGGAGGAUAAGAAAAGAACCAGGCUGCAGAAGAUCACUGUCGACGAUGGCGAGGCCGGUGAGGCGACCGUGCUCCAGGUCAGAGCCAAGAUAUUCUAUUUGGAAAAAGAAGUCGGCUGGAAGGAGCGUGGAUCUGGCAUGCUCAAAAUCAACGUACCCGAGGCGUGUGUUCAGUUUGACGACGCUGGACUGCCGAUACCUGGCUCUUUUGACGCAUCGGGGCUGGAAGAGGACCCCGAGGCCGGUGACAGCAGCGGUCACAAGGUGGUUCGUCUCAUCAUGAGACAGGACCAAACACACAGAAUUCUUCUGAACACGGUCAUCCUUCCCGCUAUGCAGUUCCAGGAGAAGGCGACGUUGAAGUCUGUCGGUGUCAUGUUCACGGCCUUCGAAGGUGCGGAGGCCAAGCCUGUAAGCGUUCAUGUCAGGAUGAGCGCUGCUAGUGCAAAGUCAUUCCUUAAUGAGGUGGGAAUGGUACAGAGAGAGCUCUCAGGAAACUGA
Molecule: messenger RNA, 2574 nt
Organism: Colletotrichum higginsianum IMI 349063
Lineage: Eukaryota; Fungi; Ascomycota; Sordariomycetes; Glomerellales; Glomerellaceae
Product: DEAD/DEAH box helicase
Exons: 8
Coding region: 1-2574 (857 amino acids)
Biological process (GO): endoplasmic reticulum to Golgi vesicle-mediated transport
Cellular component (GO): trans-Golgi network; membrane
Source: RefSeq, a predicted model, not a curated record